CCAUAAUUGGUUUAGUUUCUAGCUUGACAGGAAAUUUGUAAACCGAACCGGACCGAUAAGCCAACGAGCGACUAGGUAAGGUUGGUGGUGGCUCCUUCGCAAGUGAAUUUGGUUCCCGAGAAAAUCUAGUGAAACAGAAAGGGAAGAUGGAGACUUCUCUGAGGUAUUCAGCAAACUCGAGGUCACUGAGAAUCCAUGCCAAAGAGAAGCUCCCUGUUAACUCCAAAACUCGUUUGCAGCUUCAUGGAGAGCUAGAUACAAGGGCUGGAGCGCCAAGUUACUUCUGUGCGAUGAUAAGACACUUUUUCCAUGAGGCUUCAACAAAUAUUGGGGUAGGCUUGCAUUACGACAAAAGCGAAAAGCUUCGUGGUUUUGUCCGUGGGAAAAAGAAGUUUCCUGUUAGAACCGAUCAGCUUGUAACCUUUAAUAUCAAAGGAAGAUGUGAUUUUGACCAGGAGUUUAAUCAGAGGAACCCGAAAGGAGCUGCUGAAUUUGAUUUGAACUUAUGGAAGUUUGAGAAAGAUCAGGAUUUACGCCUCAGAGUUGGCUAUGAAAUGUUUGACAAGGUCCCAUAUAUGCAGAUUAGAGAAAACAACUGGACUCUCAACACGAACUUGAAAGGAAAAUGGAACGUGAGGUUUGAUCUUUAAGGAGCAGCAACACACAUUAAAGGGAAGAUUACAUUUUAUAUUUGAUCAUUUUGAAGAAAUGUAUUACUGAUUUAAGAAACCCAAUUUUUUUGUUUAACCAAUUGUUAACAAAUCUAAAGAUCUUUGUUUUGUUAUCAAUUACUUUUACUCUUGCAA
Messenger RNA from Raphanus sativus (radish), 806 nucleotides. Its product is annotated as outer envelope pore protein 21A, chloroplastic. Gene Ontology annotation, biological process: regulation of monoatomic anion transport. The transcript is spliced from 5 exons. NCBI's taxonomy places the organism in Eukaryota, Viridiplantae, Streptophyta, Magnoliopsida, Brassicales, Brassicaceae. The record is from RefSeq and is a predicted model, not a curated record. Gene Ontology annotation, molecular function: voltage-gated monoatomic anion channel activity. The coding region runs from base 147 to 650 and encodes 167 amino acids.